GAGGAUGUUGCACCAUCCAUGCCAUGCCCACUCUCGUACGGUACUAUAGACUAUAGCUGCCAGUAGUACAGACCAAGUGUUCCACAUAUAUAAUAGAGUACAUAUAUAAAUAGAUACUAAGGGGGCUAAAGGAGUAGCAGUACACAUACAUCAACACCACACAUAAUACUCCUACACCUUAAAGAGUUUCAGGCUCGCAUCAAAGCAUGGAUGACUUCACUUUCCCCACUUUCUAUACAGGAGGGCAGCUUCUUCCAUCAUCAGCAUUCCGACACCAGCUCGGCGGCGGCUCGCCUUUGCCGUGGUUCCUCGCCGCUGCCGGGGACGAGGAAGAGGAGGAGGAGGAGAAGAUGGACAUGCUGUGGGAGGACUUCAACGAGGAGCUCGCGAGCGUGCCGCCGCUGUGCCCGCUGAGCCCCGUGAUCAACAAGGGAUCAGCGCUGGCGAUGAAGGAGGCGGCCGGCUGGCUCGGUUACGACGGCGACAUGAUCGUCGUCGACCUGGAGAAGCACGGCAACGGCAAGCAUCCCCGCCGCCCACAUCCACAGGAUGACGGCAGGGUGGUCCGGCGCCGGAAGUGGAGCCUGAGGCUGAUGCUCAGGCUUCUCAAGAAGCUGUUCCUGGUCAAGAAGUCCAGGAACCCGAGGACUGCACCUGCACCCAUCUGAUCUGAUCCACCUCCAAGAAAUCAAUGGUGGAUGAGAUGAGUGAUACAAAACAGAGUAGUAGUGUGUGUGAGCGUAUAGUGCUCUAUACAAGUUAUUCUUUGAAGUUUUUUACUUGACGUUUCUCUCUCACCAGCUUGUUUGUUUUCUCCCUCCUCAAAGUCGUCGUGUUUUUCUUGCUAUCGAUAGUACUGUCCUACUCCUAACUACCUGUGUUUUGACUCUGAAUUCGAUACAUUGUUACUUUUGUUAGCAUUUGAAUUCCUCAUACGUUUGUUCUUUUAAUGAUCGAAAUGCAGCAGCAUUUGAUCGAUGUUCA
Messenger RNA from Sorghum bicolor (sorghum), 984 nucleotides. RefSeq lists its product as uncharacterized. The record is from RefSeq and is a predicted model, not a curated record. The transcript has a single exon. Bases 207 to 668 code for a protein of 153 amino acids. NCBI's taxonomy places the organism in Eukaryota, Viridiplantae, Streptophyta, Magnoliopsida, Poales, Poaceae.